Messenger RNA from Lontra canadensis (Northern American river otter), 2773 nucleotides. RefSeq names its product tyrosine 3-monooxygenase/tryptophan 5-monooxygenase activation protein gamma (gene YWHAG). Gene Ontology annotation, molecular function: protein kinase C binding. The transcript has 3 exons. The record is from RefSeq and is a predicted model, not a curated record. The coding region runs from base 208 to 951 and encodes 247 amino acids. NCBI's taxonomy places the organism in Eukaryota, Metazoa, Chordata, Mammalia, Carnivora, Mustelidae. Gene Ontology annotation, cellular component: cytoplasm. Gene Ontology annotation, biological process: signal transduction.
CCGCGGCACGCACAGCAGCCGCAGCCGCCUCGCGCCCGGUCCCGCGGUCGCAGCUCGAGCCAUAGUCUCCGCGCCGCCGUCGUCGCCUCGGCUGCUCGCUUCGUGGGUCGGCCCCUCCGGCACACGGGCUCCAGCCGCACCGCAGCCGCCCUCCGAGCCCUUCAGGUCGCCCCGGUCUCCUCACCCGGCCCGACCCAGCCCGCGAAGAUGGUGGACCGCGAGCAACUGGUGCAGAAAGCCCGGCUGGCCGAGCAGGCGGAGCGCUACGACGACAUGGCCGCGGCCAUGAAGAACGUGACAGAGCUGAAUGAGCCACUGUCCAACGAAGAGAGAAACCUCCUGUCCGUGGCCUACAAGAAUGUAGUCGGGGCACGCCGUUCUUCCUGGAGGGUCAUUAGUAGCAUUGAGCAGAAGACAUCCGCCGAUGGCAACGAGAAGAAGAUAGAGAUGGUCCGUGCUUACCGUGAGAAGAUCGAGAAGGAGCUGGAGGCGGUAUGUCAGGAUGUGCUGAGCCUGCUGGAUAACUACCUGAUCAAGAAUUGCAGUGAGACCCAGUACGAGAGCAAAGUGUUUUACCUGAAGAUGAAAGGGGACUAUUACCGCUACCUGGCCGAAGUCGCCACUGGAGAGAAGAGGGCGACCGUCGUGGAGUCCUCUGAGAAGGCCUAUAGCGAAGCCCACGAGAUCAGCAAGGAGCACAUGCAGCCCACUCACCCCAUUAGAUUAGGCCUGGCUCUUAACUACUCCGUUUUCUACUACGAGAUCCAGAACGCCCCGGAGCAAGCCUGCCACUUGGCCAAGACCGCCUUUGAUGACGCCAUCGCCGAGCUCGACACUCUCAACGAGGACUCCUACAAGGACUCCACUCUCAUCAUGCAGCUCCUCCGCGACAACCUAACGCUCUGGACAAGCGAUCAGCAAGACGACGACGGCGGCGAAGGCAACAAUUAAGGCCCCCAGGGAUCACGCUGCCAUCACUCUUGAGUGUUCCCCGCUGGACCUUCUGCUGGUGGCUCUCGGGACGGUGGAGACGCCGUUGAGCUGGAGAAGCUGGGCAGUCAUCUUGAGGAAGGUUGUGGUGCAGUGUGUGGAAAUUCAGGUGCUAGAAGCUUACUGGUAGAAAAACCCAAAAGCAAGAGAAGAGCUCUUCUGUUCGUAAGCACUCUGUCCAAUUUCGGGAGCCUCGUAAGCAUGUCCGUUUUUCCUCCCCGAAAACACUCCUUCCCUAAGCAGUUGUUGUAGGAAGAUGAAUUAAAGGCAUUAUCAGAUAAUAAAUCACUCCUAUUUGACCAAGACUUUUUCUACAUAUUUCUUUUUUCUUCUUAAUGAAAACAUCGAAGCGGGAGAGUCCUUUCUCUCUUGUACAGUUGACACAUGCUCUGGAAUCGAAGGAAACUACAUUGCUGUUUCCACAAAUCUGUUCUCAGUUAGCCUUAGGUCCUUCAUUCUUAUUUUGGAAAAAUCUGUCUGAAAAACGUGACCUGUCGAGUGUGUGUUCAGCCUUUCUUUACAAGACCAGAAACGGUGUGAACUCCUGAGAUGGAGGUAAUAACGCCAGACUCGCUUUGUUUGUUGCUUUGGUUUAGUCAAGGAGAGGUAUGAGGAAUAAUUGAGGAAACACUGACCGUUGCUUUUUGCUGUUUACCAAAAUUGGACUUAGAGUUGGGAAAUGAGUAUGUGUGACAGGAUCCAGGUGACAGUGAGGACUAGAACAGUGAUGCCCUGUAGCAUGGCACAGUUUACCCAGCGUGACUUUCCUUAGAAGGUUCCCUCCAUACGCUAGAGCAAAAGUCCCAAUUAACUGAACCCUAGCGGAACUAGAAGAGAGUUGUACAGCUUUUGUGCCGACACCGGGGCCCUAGAGUCAAUGCCAUGGAUGGGAAAUGAUGGGGGGUUGGGGGGGGGGGGUAGGUGGGGCUUUUAACUUAUCUUCAUGUCCAGUGAGCAGUGUUUUGUCCUUCCUUGUAGCCUUUGAAAAUGAUUUACUGGAAUUACAAAACCUAUUUUUUCUUUCAAAUUUCAGCUUUGGCUCUGGCUGCUUUUUAGAAUAAUGCAAGAUAACAGUUCUACCUGAGGGCUAAAAAUGAAGAGGGAACGGGAGACUUGAUAUUUAAGCAGCUUGAAUGGUUUCUUUUCUUUUCUUUAUUUUUAAAGAAAUGCACUUGCCUCUGAUACUGUCUCUCCAGUGAAAUGAUUACUCCUCCAUUACUCUAUUGAUACAAUAUUGUGCAUGCUAGUGUUGUAUUUCUAUACAGUAGCUUGAAAUUUAUUAACUUAUACUGUAGGUGUUAUGUAUUCCUAUGACAAAAAAAAAUUAAGUCUUCAAAUUUUUUAAAGUUUUUUUAAUUUAAUUUUUCCUUUGGGGGUACAGUUUGCUCUACCAAAUAGUGAUCGUAACAAAUUGAUCUGUUUUGGAUGUUGCUAUAGUGACAUGCAGUUAUAUAUUUUGUUUUUAAGGGGGGGGAGCAAAAGAAACACCAGUGUUAGCUUAAUCUUAAUGUCUGGUGUUUGUCAUGGUGAAAUUAUAACUAUUACAGUGUAGGAGAACAAUGACUAUGUUCUCUGAAUGAGCCUUUGUGCUUUUUGUCAUGUUAUGCAGUGAACUAUUUUUAAGGUCUAAUCAGUGAUUAUUUUUCCAACUCCGUGUUUCUCUAAGGAAUUAUUUCACACACGGACCAUUCUUAGCAGUUUUCCUCAGUGAUGGAAUAUCAUGAAUGUGAGUCAUUAUGUAGCUGUCGUACAUUGAGCAAAUAAACUUACAGAUCUGAUGUCA